Molecule: messenger RNA, 2730 nt
Organism: Nerophis ophidion (straightnose pipefish)
Lineage: Eukaryota; Metazoa; Chordata; Actinopteri; Syngnathiformes; Syngnathidae
Gene: cnrip1b
Product: cannabinoid receptor interacting protein 1b
Exons: 3
Coding region: 174-662 (162 amino acids)
Biological process (GO): negative regulation of signaling receptor activity
Cellular component (GO): plasma membrane
Molecular function (GO): type 1 cannabinoid receptor binding
Source: RefSeq, a predicted model, not a curated record
UUUCCUACACGUCGGUUCGGGAUUAGGGGGCGCGCCGGUCCAGGCUGCGCGCGCAUCAUGAACCCUUCCUCGCGUGCGGAGCGGCGGCGAACACCUGAGAUCCUUCUGGAUCAGGUUUGACACUUCCUAGUCCCGCAACUGGACCCGCGCGGCUGCCUUGUCGUUGUGCGGAAAUGGCGGUCGUUCCGCAGCUGGUCAAAAUCGGGAUUUCGCUGAAGAUGCUUCCCAACAACACCGCCGUCUACUUCAAGUCUGACGGAGGCCGGUUCGGCCAAACCCGAACCAUCAAACUGCUGACCGGGUCCAAGUACAAGAUGGAGGUGGUGGUUAGACCCGGAGACGUCGAGGCCACGUCGAUGAGCUUGGGCGGAGUCACCUUCCCCCUGGAGCAGCAGUCCAAAGAUCCAAAGUCGGUGGUCUACACGGCUCUCUACGACACCGAGGGGGUGACCCACACCAAGAGUGGGGAGAGGCAACCUGUUCAGAUCAGCAUACAGUUCACAGAGGCGGGCAUGUUUGAGACGGUGUGGCAGGUGAAGUACUACAACUACAACAAGCGGGACCACUGCCAGUGGGGGAGCAGCUUCGACAGCAUCGAGUACGAGUGCAAACCCAACGACACGCGCACGCUCAUGUGGAUCAACAAGGAGACCUUUAUGUGAAGGGGGCAAGUGGAGGGAUCCAAGUUGUGUGUCUGUGUGUGUUUAGUCAGCUUCAACUUAGGGUGUGCCUAUGUAACUUUUUUCCCUUACAAUACUGGAGCCUUGAGUAUUUCCCCCACAUUGAUCCCAUACCAUUUCAACAAGAAUCAAACAUACUUUUAUUGUUUUGUAGUGGGGAAUGUUAGACCAGCACUAAACUGUUUAUUAUUAACAGUCUGGAAUGGACUCAUGCUGUCAUUAAGUUGAAGUGGAAUGGUAUUUUUUUUUUUUUUUGGCGACACCUCAAAUAAGCGCACGAGACUGUACGUUUGAAACAUCCCACAGGUGAAUAGGCUAAUUAGGGAACAGGUGGGUGCCAUGAUUGGGUAUAAAAGCAGCUUCCAUGAAAUGCUCAGUCAUUCACAAACAAGGAUGCGGCGAGGGUCACCACUUUGUGAACAACUGUGUGAGCAAAUUGUCCAACAGUUUAAGAACAACAUUUCUUAACGAGCUAUUGCAAGGAAUUUAGGGAUUUCACCAUCUAUGAUCCGUAAUAUCAAAAGGUUCAGAGAAUCUGGAUGAAUCACUGCACGUCAGCGAUGACAUUACAGACCUUUGAUCUCUCAGGCGGUACUGCAUCAAAAAGCGACAUCAGUGUGUAAAGGAUAUGACCACAUGAGCUCAGAAACACUUCAGAAAACCACUGUCAGUAACUAGAGUUUGUCGCUACAUCUGUUAGUGCACGUUAAAACUCUACUAUGCAAAGGGAAAGCCAUUUAUCAACAACACCCAGAAACGCCACCGGCUUCGCUGGGCUCAAGCUCGUCUAAGAUGGACUGAUGCGAAGUGGAAAAGUGUUCUGUGGUCUGACGAGGCCACAUUUUUGGAAACUGCGGAAAAUGUGUCCACUGGUAUAAAGAGGAAAAAAACCAUCCGGAUUGUUAUAGGCACAAAGUUCAAAUGCCAGCAUCUGUGAUGGUAUGGGGGUGCAUCAGUGCCCAAGGCAUGGGUAACUUACACAUCUGUGAAGGCAGGUUUUGGCGCAACGUAUGUUGCCAUCCAAGCAACGGUAUUUUUUUCUUCUUUUUUUUUGGCGAUACCUCAAAUAAGCACACGAGACUGUACGUUUGUUACUGGAUACUUUCUUAUACCCUUCUGCCUUGGAGAUGUUGUUUUUUUUCAAAUAAACAUAUCAAAUAGAAGGAGGAAAGAUCACAAAACGAACAACACACAACUUACUGUGAGUACAAACACUACUACUACUACUACUACUACUACCACUACGAGGGAAUAAUGAACAACAAAUCAAUGAUUGAAGUGAAAAACCCAAUAAUAAUAAAGUGAAAAAAUGUUUUUUGCAAAUGUUAUGAGUUUAAUACCGGGCUCAGGAUCUUUCUGUGUGGAGUUUGCAUGUUCUCCCCGUGACUGCGUAGGUUCCCUCCCACCUCCAAAAACAUGCCCCCGGGGAUAGAUUGAUUGGCAACACUAAAUUGGCCCUUUUGUGUUAAUGUGAGUGUGAAUGUUGCCUGCCUAUCUGUGUUGGCCCCGCGAUGAGGUGGCGACUUGUCCAGGGUGUACAACGCCUUUCGCCCGAAUACAGCUGAGAUAGGCUCCAGCGACCCCAAAAAGGACAGGCGGUAGGAAAUGGAUGGAUGGAUGUUAUCAAAAAUAAAAACUAACAUUCGCACCGUAACACAACAUAAACACAACAGAACAAAUACCCAGAACCCCUUGCAAGCACUAACUCUUCCGGAACUCUACAAUAUACAACCCCUGCUACCCCUCCCCCACUCAGCCCUUGCUCAAUACUUAAAUUAUGCACCUUUGGCAGCAAUUACACCCUUAAGUCUUAUAAAAUUCGAUGCCACAAGCUUGGCACACCUGGAAAUUUCGCCCAUUCAUAUUGGAUGAGAACUGUUGUUUUUUAUCCAGGAUGUCUCUGUAUAUUGCUGCAUUCCUAUUUCUCUCUAUCCCAGGGGUCACCAACCUUUUUGAAACCAAGAGCUACUUCUUGGGUACUGAUUAAUGCGAAGGGCUACCAGUUUGAUACACACUUUAAUAAAUUGCCAGAAAUAGACAAUUUGCUCAA